CCCUAGAAAUAUAUUCAGCGUGUCUAUAAAACCACAUUGCCCUAAUUUCCACUUCCGCCUCCGGGAAUUUCUUCUGCGAUUCUCUUCAGCCGGCGAUAAUGUCGAAGCGAGGACGAGGAGGAACGUCGGGCAACAAGUUCAGGAUGUCACUGGGUCUGCCGGUGGCAGCCACAGUGAACUGUGCCGACAACACAGGUGCUAAGAACCUUUACAUCAUUUCGGUGAAAGGUAUAAAGGGUCGCCUGAAUCGUUUGCCUUCUGCUUGUGUCGGAGACAUGGUCAUGGCCACAGUCAAGAAGGGUAAGCCUGACCUCAGGAAGAAGGUUCUUCCCGCCGUCAUUGUUAGGCAGCGUAAGCCGUGGCGCCGAAAGGACGGUGUCUACAUGUACUUCGAGGACAAUGCAGGAGUUAUAGUAAACCCCAAGGGAGAAAUGAAAGGUUCUGCCAUUACUGGACCCAUUGGAAAAGAGUGUGCCGACCUUUGGCCGAGGAUUGCAAGUGCCGCCAAUGCCAUCGUUUGAGAUUAAAGAUAGAAACCCAUCUUUCUUUAGAAGGGAUAGAAGUAGUCGAAUGCAACUCUUGUUAUUUUGGCUUCAGGAUCUUGAGUUAUGGUUUCAUUGUGGUUGCAAGUUUUUGUGUUCGUAUCUUAUAAAUGGAUUCGGGUGACAGAUUCUAUGCUAUUUAUGGUUUACCCAUUUAAUUAA
Tarenaya hassleriana is the source of this 704-nucleotide messenger RNA. RefSeq names its product 60S ribosomal protein L23-like. Gene Ontology annotation, molecular function: structural constituent of ribosome; large ribosomal subunit rRNA binding. Gene Ontology annotation, biological process: translation. Lineage: Eukaryota; Viridiplantae; Streptophyta; Magnoliopsida; Brassicales; Cleomaceae. Gene Ontology annotation, cellular component: cytosolic large ribosomal subunit; ribosome. The record is from RefSeq and is a predicted model, not a curated record. The coding region runs from base 99 to 521 and encodes 140 amino acids. The transcript has 4 exons.